Molecule: messenger RNA, 567 nt
Organism: Chondrus crispus (carragheen)
Lineage: Eukaryota; Rhodophyta; Florideophyceae; Gigartinales; Gigartinaceae
Exons: 1
Coding region: 1-567 (188 amino acids)
Source: RefSeq, a predicted model, not a curated record
AUGUCUGGGAUACUAAUUAUCGCGGGUGCCUUCACUGUGGGGGUUAUACUGGUUUUAUUGUCCUACCCGAGUGCAGAACACGCCGGGUCGGGGAUAAGCAAGUUGACUAUUGACGGGACAAGAAGAGUAUUGGCUAUGUCAUUGCUGACGAAGUACAACUGCGGCCUACAACCCAGAGUAGCUCCGUGUACUGUACUGAUACAGACGGGGGAAUGUACGGGUCACUUGGAGACUUCGUAUUUGGAGGACUUGGAGCCAGUCCCCCUUGCGGCACUGGGUGGUGAAAGCAAGCUGGUGGUACUAGGGGGCGCGCCGAAUCGUCCUAAAACAAGUAUGUGUGGCAACUCAAACGACACGGCGGGGCCGCGGUACGUAAAUUUACGUACAUACAACUGGCGUACUCGUAUGAGUACUCGUACGCCAGUUGUAGAGGUCCUGGGAUCACAGGGAGACAUCAGCAGUGGGAAGAAGGUAAGAACGGCUCUCAAUAUGGAAUCAAGGGAACGGCAUAUGAAGACCUUGGGCAAUGGACAGACGUUGACGAACAGAAAACGCGGUCGAUUGUAA